UUUGAGACAGACUCUCACUAUGUACCUCAGGAUGGCCUUGAACUCACUAUGUGGCCCAGGAUAGCCAUGAAGUUAUCCUCCUGUCUUAGUUUCCUAAGUGCUGGGAUUACAGCAAAUGGAACAAAUUAAGAAUUACCUGCUCAUUAGUGGACCUGGCUUUUCAUCAAUGUCUGUGGGGAUCAAACUUGGGUCCUUGCACUUGCAAGGCAGGCGGCGGAACCACUGAGCUAAAUCCCCAGCUCGCAAGAGCAUUCUUGUCAACCUGACUUGGAUUCUUGUUGAAGACAGACCAGAGUGAUCAAUGUCAGAAGUGGGAAGAUUCUCCAUAAAUUGCUUAACAGUUGUUCCAGCUACACUAGGCACGUCUCACUACGUUGCCCUGACUGGCCUCCAACUCCUGGGUUCAGACAAUCCUCCUCCUCCUCUGGCCGCUUGAAUGGUUGGGGUGAGAGACAAGGAACCUGAAACACAGAGGUAGUUAUGCAACUUGACCAGAUUAAGCCACGAGCAAGCUGCAGAAACCGUGACUAACACCUCUGUAGUGCUGAGCGUAAACUGCAGUGUUCCUCUAGGGUCUCAUCCAGGGUCUCACACUGCACUCCUGCGUGCGCCUAUGAAGAACAGGGUCUUGCCAUCUGACCCCGAUUGUUUCUGAUGGGGGACAGUUUCUUGGUUUCCGCCUUUCUCAUGCUGCUGAUGAUCUGGAGGGACCCUCGCCAGGUAUCCCAGGAUCUGAACAACAGUACAGAUUACAUAAGCCAUGCACUCACCUCAGAUACAUCACAGCAAUAUCCAUGGAGCCUUGGGAGCCUUGGGUGUAGAGGGGUGGAUGAUUUAGGAAGUGCCAUGGUACCAUGGGAGGACUUUACUUUAAACGCAAUAGAACAAAAGAAUGCAGAAAGGCAUGAGCAGUGGACAGAGGUGGGAGAAGCUCUUUAGAGCUGAUCCAAAUGAAAGUGGCUAGUGUGUGAGUCUGCUGAAUCCUGCAAAGCUGUGCCUGAGGCCUUGCAUGUUCCAUCAGGAUCUAAGCAAUAGGGACGCCAUUGUGAAGUCCAUCAGAUGAUUGGCAACUACAUGUGGGAUCCCAACACUAAUACGUCAUUUGAUAUUGGUGUCAACAGAGAUAGCCUGAUGCCUCUCUGGUGGAAUGGAUCAGAGCCUCUGUGGAUCACUCUGACCAAGGCCAAAAGGAAAGUCUACAUGUAUUAUUGGCCAGGCUGCGAGGUUGAGAUUCUUGGUGUCAGACCUACUUAUUGCCUAGAGUAUAAAAAUGUCCCAACAGAUAUCAAUUUUGCCAAUGCACUCAGCGAUGCUCUGGACUCACUCAAGAGUGGCCGGGCUGACCUUGCAGCCAUAUACCAUGAGCGGAUUGAUGUGGAAGGCCACCACUAUGGCCCUUCCUCACCCCAGAGAAAAGAUGCCCUCAGAGCCGUGGACACUGUCCUGAAGUACAUGACACAGUGGAUCCAGGAACGUGGCCUGCAGGAUGAGCUGAACGUCAUCAUUUUCUCAGAUCAUGGAAUGACUGACAUUUUCUGGAUGGACAAAGUGAUUGAGCUGAACAGAUACAUCAGCCUGAGUGACCUGCAGCAAGCAAAGGACCGAGGGCCUGUCGUGAGCCUGUGGCCAGUCCCUGGGAAACACACUGAGAUUUAUACCAAAUUGAGCAGAGUGGAACACAUGACUGUCUACAAGAAAGAAGCCAUACCAAGCAGGUUCUAUUACAAGAAAGGGAAAUUUGUCUCUCCUUUGACUUUAGUGGCGGAUGAGGGGUGGUUCAUAACAGAGAGUCGAGAGAUGCUUCCAUUUUGGAUGAAUACUACUGGCAAGAGAGAAGGCUGGCAGCGUGGAUGGCAUGGAUAUGACAAUGAGCUCAUGGAUAUGAGGGGCAUCUUCCUGGCCUUUGGACCUGAUUUCAAAUCCAACUUCAGAGCUGCUCCAAUUAGAUCUGUGGAUGUCUACAACGUCAUGUGCAAUGUGGCAGGCAUCAUCCCACUACCCAACAAUGGGUCCUGGUCCCGGGUGUUAUGCAUGCUGAGGAGCCAGGCCAGCUCGGCUCCUUCUGUCCACAGGCACAACUACGGACUGGCCUUGAUUCUCCUCUUACUGUUUGCAUAAAUGAUCACAUAUUUUGCUUGUUCCAAAACAUUGUCAGCAAAAUGUUCUUCCAAAGUGGAAUGAUUUUCAUUUUCUAUGUGAAUAAUAGCUUCAUUAACACAAUCAAGGCCAUAUAAUCUGUAUAUAUAUUAUCCUUGGAUGAUUCUAUACGUAAAAGUCCCUAAUUGUUUCUUUUUUAAAAGACCCAACUUUAUUCUUCCUGAAAACAGGAAAAGCUUAGUUUUUCAUUCAUCCAUCUAUCCAUAGUGCUCUCCUUUCUUUUCAUAUAAUUGUGCCAGAUGAGCUGUCUGAGCAGUGGCCUGCCGCCACAGGAACCAAACUUCACAGUGAUAGUCAAUGGUCAUCCUUCUCUGUCUGUUCUUAUCCAAAGUAGCCCCUCAAACCAUGCCUUUGCCUGCCCUCUCCACACCCAAGAGUCAUCUCUAGCUGUCUGUGGUCAUAAUCCUGUACUGUUCCUUUCUUUCUGGAAGAGACAUCUACAGGAAAGCAAUAGCUGCUGUCUACUUCUACCCCUGCUCAUGGAGUUUUUGCAUCUUAUACAAAGUCCCAGGGAUCACCAAACAACCAACUUAAAAAGUCAUAAGAUAGGAGAACUCAUAGAACAAGGUAGAAGACAUUGGUCUCGCUGGCCUUGAAAACAGAAAAGCUAAGAAUGGAUAUGGGCCUCUGUGAGACUUAUUAUACACAGCAUAUCAUGGUAUGAAGCCUACAAAUAAUAGGCCUUGAAUAUUAUUAAUAGAGUGAUAGUCAGAUUGCUCCCUGGCUGCCUAUAUGGAGGCUUCCUUAGACAUUGCCACUCUGGCUCCGGAUUUGGAGUGCAGACCACACUAAUACCUGGCAUGUCAACAUGGACAUCUUAGCAUUGAGGAUAUGGACAUAACACAGAAAUACUAGUUCUUUGCUUGGACAGAUAAUAUAUUAAACAUAAGUUUUAUGGAUCAGCAGCUCUGAAUUAGGGCUUACCUAAUGGCCCCAAAGGGAAUCCUUGCGUGACAUGGAAUUCUAUAAAAAAUGGUGGGAGAGGAGAGGAAGGGGAUGGAGAGAGCACGAUGGAAGCAAAUCCCAUUGACAGAGCCCAAUUCACUGUUGGGUCAGGAAACAAAUGUCAAAGUGUGGUCCGUGUGCCAAUAAGACCCCCGAGAAGAGGCACUGAGCCUCAGUUGAUACAGUUUUUGUUUAGUCACCUAAAUUUGCUAUCAGAGAUCUUGUAAAACAAGGUUUUAAGAUUAUUAGAGUCUUACCUAUGCAUAAAAAGUCCCUGACAUGUGAUGGUUUAACUUAUGGUUGGAUUUCACGAUGGUGCAAAGGCAGUGCCCAUCCAGUAGAAAUCAUCCUUUCAGUUUUGAACUUGCAUCUUUUCUCAAGCUAGAUAUAUACAGUUUGUCACUGUCUGUGUCCCAGAAAGCUACACAAUCACAGAGGGCCAACUAAUACAGUGUCCUGUAUGGCUAUGUGAUAAGGUUUAAUAGGUUUGGUGCAUUGAAUGCAUUUUCCAUUUAAUGAUAUUUUCAACUCAUGAGGGGUUUAUUGAGAAUGCAUCAUUAGUCAUGGAGCACCUGUACAUAAAUCUUAUUGUAUUCAAAAUGACCCUACCCAUUUCCAAAUUACACUUUGUCAGGAAAAGAGGACACGUGAGUCCCCUGAAGGAUUAGGAAGCCCUUACAUGGUGCUCAUCUUGAAAAGUGAAUAUCAACAUUCAUCCUAACUCAGAAAGGCUAGGAGCCAUCUCUGUGCCGUGAAUCAUGAGACCAAAGGAACCUUGCCUAAAAAAUAUUGAAUUUAUCUUCACAAAAGAUUUCUAAGGAUUUAUGUAAUAUGUUUUUAAAGUUCCAGUAAACAUCGAAUCAAUUGGAAAGGAGGAAAAUCAAGUCUUUGUUGUGUGGCUGAAAACAAAUUAGUACUUUCAGAAUAUUGGCACUAGUUCCCAGUAAUGAAUGUAACUGUACUGUCUACCUAGAAUGUACCAA
Molecule: messenger RNA, 4085 nt
Organism: Fukomys damarensis (Damara mole-rat)
Lineage: Eukaryota; Metazoa; Chordata; Mammalia; Rodentia; Bathyergidae
Gene: Enpp6
Product: ectonucleotide pyrophosphatase/phosphodiesterase 6
Exons: 15
Coding region: 1060-2118 (352 amino acids)
Source: RefSeq, a predicted model, not a curated record